AUGGGCGGAAUGACCUUUUUUUUGUUGCUUUUUUUUUUUUCUCUCUGUGUGUGUUGUUAUGCACAGCAGUAUUGGCAGGUAGCGAUGUCAUCUGGGCUUUUUGCCUUGUAUGAGGAUGACUUCAAUGAGAGUUCACGGCAGGUGCGGGCAGCGGCGGCAGCCUUGCAGGAGUCGUUAAAACAGGAUUCCAGCACGUAUGAGCCUCCACCCACGACGGGACCUCAAAGCCGCGGACAUCACUGCGAGGUGAUGCAGCAGGGACUGGCGCACAUGCGCGAACUUGUAACGAGCAUGCUGUAUGAGAGCAAUGAUGUUGAAUCGGGUGAGUUACGCAACGAGGUAAGGCGACGCGUGGAGGAUUACAAGCAGAUGGUCACUGUUCUGGAGGGGGAAUUGUUUAGACUGCGGCAGGACUCGAAGAACGCGGACAGGAUGGAUCUCAUAUCGGGUGGCAAUGAUACAUUGGAUGAAGAAAACCAGGAGGCACGUGCCUUUAUGCUUGAGAACACACAAAGGUUACGUCAAGGCACCACAACAUUGGAGAGAGCAGAGAGAGCCCUGCACGGUGCAAGUGAUUUGGGCACCUCAACUCUUAAUACGCUUCGCACACAAACGGAGACGGUGCGGCACUUUCACGCGACUGUUCAUGAUGUGGACUCACAGGUCAUGGAAUCACGCAGACUCGUUAACCAAAUGCAGCGCACAGCGAUGAAACACAAAUUAUGGCUUAUAGGCAUCAUAGUUGGUUUGUUUGUUUGCAUCAUUUUAGGAAUAUAUGUUCGGCGCUAG
Molecule: messenger RNA, 789 nt
Organism: Trypanosoma cruzi
Lineage: Eukaryota; Euglenozoa; Kinetoplastea; Trypanosomatida; Trypanosomatidae
Exons: 1
Coding region: 1-789 (262 amino acids)
Biological process (GO): retrograde vesicle-mediated transport, Golgi to endoplasmic reticulum; vesicle fusion
Cellular component (GO): ER to Golgi transport vesicle membrane; Golgi apparatus; late endosome membrane
Molecular function (GO): SNAP receptor activity; SNARE binding
Source: RefSeq, a predicted model, not a curated record